Molecule: messenger RNA, 642 nt
Organism: Echinococcus granulosus
Lineage: Eukaryota; Metazoa; Platyhelminthes; Cestoda; Cyclophyllidea; Taeniidae
Exons: 4
Coding region: 1-642 (213 amino acids)
Source: RefSeq, a predicted model, not a curated record
AUGCUUUUGUCUGCAGAAGCCAAGAUAAAUCUAUUCAAUCUCAUUAGUAUCUCCACCCUUCUACUCUAUGUUGGACGUAAUUAUCGAAGCAUAAUCAGAGGUGACACCUACCAUAAUAUCGCAAAAUGUAAACAUUUCCACAGGUCAAUUUUGCGGUAUGAGCUAUUUAAUAUUCAAGAACAAUGUAAGAAUGAUAUCAGGUUUAGAUUUUUAGAACCUUCUGAUACUCUUCAAGGUCAAAUGUGUGUGCGUGAAAAUUCAGGCCGAUUUCUUCCGCAAAAAAACACAUGGCACAUGAGGUGCUCUUCAUACAAAAGUACAUUUUCCAGCUUUGAGUUUUACCUGUUAAUUUUUUUAAAAAUUAUUCUAACACACAACUCCAGCCCUAUAAAUAUAUUUGAUUUAAAUGCUAAAUUCACGUUUGGACGAUUAUUCUGUAAUAAAACUGUAUACGGUUUAAUGAGAUGCCUGAAAUUAUUACCAAUUUCAAUGGCAACAAAAAUCGCCUCAUUUUUUAGAAAUCCUCUUCAUUUUUAUGUUUUUAGCGAGUAUUUAAUAUUGACGAAUAUGACAAUUCUAAAAAGAAAUAACUUUUACCAUUUUAAAAUAUUUAGAUCACGACUCAGUUAUUAUUCAAGUUGA